Paramisgurnus dabryanus is the source of this 1778-nucleotide messenger RNA. NCBI's taxonomy places the organism in Eukaryota, Metazoa, Chordata, Actinopteri, Cypriniformes, Cobitidae. The record is from RefSeq and is a predicted model, not a curated record.
AACCACAGUACAAAACAACUUAAGGGUUUUCUCAUUCCUGAAAAUUAUUAUUCACUUAAAUUUCAUAUGCUAAGACUGUUAUCGGUACACCUUGGAGGGAUUACACAACACAAGACACCGAGUCUUAAAUUCAGUACAUCCUCUGUCAUGGCCAAAAGCAAGUUUGAAUACGUAAGAAACUUUGAGCUUGACGACACCUGCUUGAGAAACUGCUACAUUGUGGUUCGUCUGGAUGGACGCAACUUUCACAAAUUUUCUGAGCAACAUAAGUUCAUUAAACCCAAUGAUAACAGAGCUUUGGGUCUGAUGAGUCGCAGUGCGCGCUCUGUCAUGGAGGAACUUGAGGACAUCACAAUAGCUUAUGGACAGAGUGAUGAGUUCAGCUUUGUGUUUAAAAGAUCAUCCAGCUGGUUCAAAAGAAGAGCCAGUAAACUGAUGACCCAUGUGACUUCCCAGUUUUCCUCUAGCUUUGUUUUUUUCUGGAAGGAGUAUUUUGGGGAACAGCCCCUGCUGUACCCACCAAGCUUUGAUGGCAGGGUGGUGCUGUAUCCUAGCAACCAAAACCUUAAAGACUACCUAAGCUGGAGACAGGCAGAUUGUCAUAUCAACAAUUUGUACAACACUACAUUUUGGACACUGGUGCAGAAAGGUGGAUUGACCACUACUCAGGCGGAGGAGAGACUCAGUGGGACACAAGCUGCAGAUAAGAACGAGAUCUUGUUUUCAGAGUUUAAUAUCAAUUACAACAACGAAUCCCCAAUGCAUAGAAAAGGAACGACAUUACUAUGGGAAAUGGUGAAUGAAACCACAACUAAACAGAUCAAGCGACUGAAUGAGGCAGAGACAGAAGUUACUGUGACACGGACCAGAAAGAAAGUUACCACUCAUUUCUGUGACAUCAUCGGAGAUCAGUUCUGGGGAGAACAUCCAGACAUUCUGGAAAAAGAUUGAAUCGAACCAAAAACAAAUCUGCUUUUCAUUUUGAUAUUUAAUAAACAUUCAAAUAUUUUAUAUUUGUUGUAUUUUUUGCAAAAACAUGUCAUAAAUGUACCUGUGAUUAUAUUUGUGCAUUUGAAAGACACUUUUAUCCAAAAUGAUCUGCAGUGCAUUACAAGGUAUACAUUUUAUCAUUAUGUGUGCCUAAAUAGCAUAAAUAGCAGUCUUUUUAUUUCAAAGUAACUGAGGACAAUCGCUGUAAUGUUUAUAAAGUUUAGUCCACCCAUGAAUGCUUUUUCAACUUCAUUAGACAGCGAGGAAUGAUAUAAAAAAAGUUUUUUUUUGUGAAAUUUUAAGAAGCAGAAGGUUGCACCAAAGCAUAAUGAAUAUCCCUGAAAACAUGCAAAACAAAUAUAUACUUCAUAUAUACUUUUCCCUGGUUUGUCUGAUCUCAAUAGUCAGGGGGGAAAUGCUGCUGUCUUGAUGUUAUUUUCUUUAGAUUCCUGUUGGAGAUGAGAAGAAACCAGGGAAUGACAGAGGGAUCGAUUUCUUUCCUGCCAGGAUGAGCAUCUGUUUUUCCUCACCCCCACUGCUUCCUCUUAGUAUAGAGGACCUUUUCAGCUAAACGUCAGUGUUAUUGCAUUCCAGCACGAUGGAAACGGCAUGGACAUAUUUAAUAAAGUGUACUUGAUAUCUACAAAUGUCUUGUAAAAAGUUUUGAAAGGGCUAAAAUCAAGCCAGAAGAGAUCAAGCGUGUUUCUCCUGUGCUUUGAUUAUUGUCACCAUAUUGUAACUGCAUACUGAUCAUAAAAUAUUUUAUGAAUCACCACAGGAGCACAUCU